Molecule: messenger RNA, 2208 nt
Organism: Triticum turgidum subsp. durum (durum wheat)
Lineage: Eukaryota; Viridiplantae; Streptophyta; Magnoliopsida; Poales; Poaceae
Source: the annotation of a GenBank genome assembly
AUGGUGGUGGCGGCGGCGAUCCUGCCGGAGCUGGCCACGCAGCUGGUGGUGCCGGUGGCGGCGGCGGUCGGCAUCGCGUUCGCGGUGCUGCAGUGGGUGCUCGUCUCCAAGGUCAAGGUCGCCCCCGAGCCGCGCGGUGAGGGCGCCAUCUCCGAAGGGGCAACCUCCUUCCUUUUCACUGAAUACAAGUAUGCCGGAGGGUUCAUGACCGUUUUCGCGGUCCUGAUCUUCGUCUUCCUUGGCUCCAUCGAGGGGUUCAGCACAAAGAGUCAGCCUUGCCAUUACAGCGUGGGCAAGACAUGCAAGCCGGCUCUUGCUAAUGCCGCGUUCAGCACAAUUGCCUUUGUGCUGGGUGCGGUCACCUCUCUGGUGUCUGGUUUCCUUGGAAUGAAGAUCGCGACUUACGCGAAUGCCAGGACAACUCUCGAGGCAAGGAAGGGUGUUGGGAAGGCGUUUAUCGUUGCUUUCCGCUCUGGUGCUGUGAUGGGCUUCCUUCUUGCUGCAAGUGGCCUUUUUGUUCUUUACGUCGCAAUCAACUUGUUUGGGCUUUAUUAUGGCGAUGACUGGGAGGGUCUUUUCGAGGCUAUCACCGGUUAUGGUCUUGGCGGUUCUUCCAUGGCUCUUUUCGGCCGUGUAGGCGGUGGGAUUUACACCAAAGCUGCUGAUGUUGGUGCUGAUCUUGUUGGGAAAGUAGAAAGGAACAUCCCUGAAGACGACCCGAGGAACCCGGCCGUCAUUGCAGACAAUGUUGGUGACAAUGUUGGAGAUAUUGCUGGAAUGGGUUCAGAUCUCUUUGGUUCCUACGCCGAGUCAUCUUGUGCUGCUCUUGUUGUUGCCUCAAUCUCUUCCUUUGGAAUCAACCGUGAAUUCACUCCCAUGAUGUACCCACUCCUAAUUAGCUCAGUGGGCAUAAUAGCCUGUUUGAUAACAACUCUUUUUGCAACCGAUUUCUUUGAGGUGAAGGAGGUAGAUCAAAUAGAGCCUGCCCUUAAAAAACAGCUUAUUAUCUCCACUGCCGUGAUGACCGUUGGCAUUGCACUAGUCAGUUGGUUAGGUCUCCCAUAUACCUUCACAAUAUUCAACUUUGGUGCCCAGAAGACGGUGCAUAGCUGGCAACUAUUUCUAUGUGUGGCGGUUGGUCUCUGGGCUGGCCUAGUCAUUGGAUUUAUCACAGAGUACUACACAAGCAAUGCAUACAGUCCUGUGCAGGAUGUCGCUGAUUCCUGCAGAACUGGAGCUGCAACCAAUGUCAUCUUUGGUCUUGCUCUGGGAUACAAAUCAGUUAUUAUCCCUAUCUUUGCCAUUGCCUUCAGUAUUUUCCUCAGCUUCAGCCUUGCCGCGAUGUAUGGUGUUGCUGUGGCUGCUCUUGGAAUGCUCAGCACAAUUGCGACCGGUCUUGCCAUUGAUGCCUAUGGCCCUAUCAGUGACAACGCUGGAGGCAUUGCUGAAAUGGCUGGCAUGAGCCACAGAAUUCGUGAAAGAACUGAUGCUCUGGAUGCUGCAGGAAACACAACUGCUGCCAUUGGAAAGGGAUUCGCAAUUGGCUCAGCUGCCUUGGUGUCCCUUGCUCUCUUCGGUGCUUUUGUGAGCCGUGCUGGGAUCACAACUGUUGAUGUUCUGACACCAAACGUUUUCAUUGGCCUCCUUGUUGGCGCUAUGCUCCCGUACUGGUUCUCUGCGAUGACCAUGAAGAGUGUUGGAAGCGCGGCUCUCAAGAUGGUGGAGGAAGUGCGGAGGCAGUUCAACACGAUCCCUGGGCUCAUGGAGGGCACCGCCAAGCCUGACUAUGCGACAUGUGUGAAGAUCUCCACCGAUGCGUCCAUCAAGGAGAUGAUCCCCCCGGGUACUCUUGUCAUGCUGACACCUCUUAUCGUCGGGACCUUCUUCGGUGUUGAGACCCUCUCUGGUGUCCUUGCCGGUGCUCUGGUUUCUGGUGUUCAGAUUGCCAUUUCAGCAUCAAACACUGGUGGUGCCUGGGACAACGCGAAGAAAUACAUUGAGGCUGGCGCAUCUGAGCACGCAAAGAGCCUGGGCCCAAAAGGCUCAGACUGCCACAAGGCUGCUGUGAUCGGCGACACCAUCGGGGACCCUCUCAAGGACACCUCGGGCCCCUCGCUCAACAUCCUCAUCAAGCUCAUGGCGGUCGAGUCCCUCGUGUUCGCCCCCUUCUUCGCCACCUAUGGAGGCAUCCUCUUUAAGUAUCUUUAG